UAAAACUUGAUUUCUCUCUCUUCUGAGUUUGGAUAAAUACAUUCUUCCGCCUCCAUCAGAUCCCCCAUUUUCAAUCUGUUAGCUUUUCUUCUCUCAAUCGACAAUCGCUACUAAAAACAUUCCACCUUUUCACAUAUAUAUAUCUCAUGGCUUCGUCGUCACCGGAUGAUGAAUUCUCUGCUCUUGAACUCAUACGUCAGCAUCUCCUCCUUGAUGACUUUGCCUUUGCGGAAAAUUACCUCGCUUACUCUCCGACAAGCCCCCUUAAAUCUUCUGAUCUAUCUUCAUCUUCAAGGUGGAAUCUUGAUUUCUCCAACAACAAAUCACUCAAAAAAGAAAACGAUUUCGACCCAUUUGAAUUUGAGGCGAAACCUACUACCAGCCACCCUUCUCACGAUAUAUCUAUUCCCACGCCGAUUAGUAGGUUAUCGAUUCCGGCUGCUGCCGUAGACAGAAGGCGUUACAGGGGAGUGAGACAGAGGCCGUGGGGGAAAUUCGCGGCGGAGAUAAGGGACCCGACCCGAAGGGGUUCCCGGGUAUGGCUUGGAACAUUUGACACCGCCGUUGAAGCAGCCAAGGCAUACGAUCGUGCGGCUUUCAAGCUGCGUGGCCAGAAGGCCAUUCUGAAUUUCCCUCUCGAAGCGGGUAAUCCGCCGGAGAGUAUACCGGCGGUGGGAUGUGGACGCAAGAGGAGGAGAGAGAGUUUGGUUCAAGACGAGUAAAAAAAUAUGAAAAUGAUAACCGGAGCUGGAGGGAUUUGACGAUGCCGUUACUUCCCCGUUAACGCUGUCGAGUUGGAUUGGUAUAUUUGACGUCCACGGGUUGUCGUCCCAAAGUGGGUUGGGCCUGGUCCUGGGCCGGUCGUGGGUUAUGGGUUAUGGGUUAUGGGUUUAAGAACUUUCUACUGUGUUUCUGUUAGAUGCUACACAAUAGGCACCGCAUGUUAGGAAUUAGGAUAUAUUGAUCCUAAUCUUGAAAAGUUGUUGAUUUUUAAUCCAAAUAUUAUAUAGAUAAAUGGUAAAUAAUUGUAUGAACUUGUG
Molecule: messenger RNA, 1040 nt
Organism: Impatiens glandulifera
Lineage: Eukaryota; Viridiplantae; Streptophyta; Magnoliopsida; Ericales; Balsaminaceae
Product: ethylene-responsive transcription factor 5-like
Exons: 1
Coding region: 147-722 (191 amino acids)
Biological process (GO): regulation of DNA-templated transcription; ethylene-activated signaling pathway
Molecular function (GO): DNA-binding transcription factor activity; DNA binding
Source: RefSeq, a predicted model, not a curated record